AAAACAAGCAUGAGGCCAAGAGGAGGCGAACAGAAAGAGUUAGGAGAGAGAAGAUAAAUUCUACAGUAAAUAAAGAUUUAGAAAACAGAAAGAGAUCUCGAAGUAACAGCCAUUCAGACCAUAUCAGACGAGGAAGAGGAAGACCUAAAAGUACAUCUGCCAAAAAACACGAGGAAGAAAGAGAAAAACAGGAAAAGGAAAUUGACAUCUAUGCUAACCUCUCUGAUGAAAAGGCUUUCGUGUUUUCAGUCGCCUUGGCAGAAAUAAAUAGAAAAAUUAUCAAUCAAAGACUUAUUCUCUGAUAUUUGUCUACAAAAUCUGUUGCCACUUUCUUCAGGAUUACAUCAGCAAAUUCUCAAACAGUUGCGGACUCCCAGGAGCAUUCUGACUUAUGAAUGAGGGCCAUUGAUUGUUCUUUCUGUUAUCUAGUCUGGUGCCGCACUUCGGGAGCAAAGCUGUGUGUUUAGACUUGGCUGGCAUUUCCUUGUUUACCAAGGAUUAUUAUCAGUGUUUUGUGUUGGGAUAUAACUAAAUGUAUUUACAAAAAAACAAAAACAACAAAACAAAACAAAAACCCUACCAGAAAAAGCCUCCAAAACUGGAUGGAUAGUUACAGAUUGAAGGUGGGCGCACAAAAACUAGGGCAAUUAAAAUGCGUCAUAGUUUUCAGGUUUGCACCAGAAAUGCAAUAUUUUAAGUACUGUCAAAAGAGUGACUUUUAAAUAUAUAUAUAUAUUUCAGGCUUUCAUCAGUAACAGAUUGCAUAUAUACAAUCCAUUGACUUUUAAUAAAUUGGUAAUUGAUAUUUUAUUGAAUGGAGAAUUACGAAUAUAGAUUGUAAAUUCUGUCUUCAAUUGACCUUUUUCUUGGCCGCUAUUUUAAUGAUUUAAGGUAGGAGUUAUAUUUUCAGAAACUUUCUAGACAAUUUGAAAAUCUGGGUGCUAUAUGAAGAAAAGCAUUUAAGGCUGUAUCAUAUUUCAGAUAUAAACACCUUGUUUUCUUGAAUGUUUAUUUAUUGGUUUAAAAAAAUGUUUCUGUUAUCAAGAUGGUGCCUGUUAACCUAAACACAAGAUAUAUUUAUUACAUGCAGAAUAUUUCAUAGCUACUUGUAAACAGUGAUGUUUUGUCUGAAUGAAUGUUCAUUUAUACAUAAUUCUGGUAAUUAUUUAAACUGUUACUUCAUCCUGGAAAAAAUAAACCUUAAUAUUGAAAGUG
This is a messenger RNA of Psammomys obesus (fat sand rat), 1215 nucleotides long. Its product is annotated as UPF0547 protein C16orf87 homolog. Lineage: Eukaryota; Metazoa; Chordata; Mammalia; Rodentia; Muridae. The record is from RefSeq and is a predicted model, not a curated record.